UGCUAUCCUUUGUGUAUGACGUAAUUCUGACGAUCUCAAGCCACAAACAAAUUAGUUACAAUUCCCCCCUUGGCACUCACUCAAAGAUCCCGGUAUUUUUGGGUCUGCGAUCUUGUUCAAUCAUUUGAACACUCGACCCAUAUCCAUCUGCUGGCCACGACCAGCUCAGAGCAGCUUUGCAACAUCAUGAGCGCAGCUCAGUACUAUAAUGGUGGGCAGCCUCAACAGGACAGAGGAUAUCAGCCUGGUCCACCUCUACCGCCCCCGCCAUCCCAUCAACAAUAUGGUCAACAACCCUCUGGAGGGUAUUCGAUGAACGCUUCACAGCCCUAUGCUCCACCUUCCUCACAACCCUAUCCAUCAGCACAGAACAACACGAGCUAUGCGCCAUCUUAUGGUCAAACGGAGAAUGGAAAUGGUCAACAAUAUACAGGAGAUACAGCACCUUUCUCUCAAGCCAAUGAGAAGACCGGCGCGAGGUUCAAACCGAAAACAAGACUCAACGAUCCAAUAUUCUUGGUCUUGUUCAUCGCUUCAUUUGCAGGCUUCUGCGCCGUCAGUGCGCUCGCCAUCUCGACAUUCAUCAAUCAGAACGGACUGGGCGGCGGGUUCGGUCAAGAUACUGGUGGACAAUCGGCAACUCUGGAUUACCAUACAGUUUAUCUACUGCUCAUUGUCUCAGCCAUCGCCUUAGUCAUUGCCGCAGUGUACCUCAUGAUCGUUCGCGCAUUUACCAGCAUCAUCAUCCCAUUGACGAUGAUCUUGACCGUCAUUCUCAAUAUCGGAAUCUGUAUCUACUAUUUCAUCAUCAAAUACUAUAGCGGCGCAAUCAUCUUUGUCGUGAUUGCCCUCCUUUCAGCAUUUUUCUACUGGACCAUGCGUCGAAGAAUUCCCCUCGCCCGACUGCUCCUUCAAACGACCAUGGAUAUUACCAAACACCACCCGGUGGUCUACCUCAUUGUUCUGCUCGGACUUAUCCUCCAGACAGCCUGGAGCAUAUGGUACGCUUUCACCUGCGUCGCCAUCUACGUCCGAUGGACCCCAGGGUCCCCAUCCUGCGGCACAAAUUCUUGUUCCUCUGGUAAAGUUGCUGGACUCAUCUUUUUCGCGACAUUUGUCUACUAUUGGACCAGUCAAGUCAUUGCCAAUGUCAUUCUGUGCACACUGAGCGGAGGUAUCUUUGGAGGAUGGUACUAUUACGGUCCCCGUGCGGAGAAUUCAGGUCUCCCUAAACGCGCUUCGCUCAAAGCAUUUGUCCGAGCCAGCACGCUGUCGCUUGGCUCUAUCGCUUUUGGCAGUCUCAUCGUGACCAUUCUGGAGCUCUUGAGGUUGAUUAUUCAGGCAUUUUCGCAGUACGAAGCGGGUCAGGGAGACAUGGUCGGCGCCAUCAUUGGAUGCUGCGCGGCGUGUUGUGUCGGCUGUAUCCAGUCUCUAGUCGAGUAUUUCAACAAGUAUGCCUACAUCGAAAUUUCUCUGUACGGAAAAGCCUAUAUCCCAGCUGCCAAGGACACUUGGCGCUUGCUCAAGGACCGAGGUAUCGAUGCUCUGGUCAACGACUCACUAGUUGGCACCACUCUGAUGUGGGGCGCUUACAUCAACGGUUUCCUCUGUGCGGUUUUCGGAUACAUCUACUUGAGAUAUACAAAUCCAGCAUACAAUGAUCAAGGACAAUACUCUGCGCCCAUCAUACUGUACUCCUUCUUGAUCGGACUGAACAUUGGAUUUACCCUCAGUUCCGCUAUCGAGUCAGGAGUAUCAACCAUCUUUGUCGGUCUGGGAGAGGAUCCAAUGGUUCUCCAACAACGCAGCCCAGGCCUUUUCGAGCUCAUCCGACAGACCUAUCCUCAAGUCGUUCAGGGUGUCCCGCGGAACUGACCGUUUGGCCGUGAUGGCAUCGUUCUCCAAAGACAUUCAGUCUUCAAACUAGUAGUGUGCUCGCAGCGGAUCGUAUUCCACUUGCUCUUAA
Kockovaella imperatae is the source of this 1966-nucleotide messenger RNA. Its product is annotated as plasma-membrane choline transporter-domain-containing protein. Gene Ontology annotation, biological process: transmembrane transport. Gene Ontology annotation, cellular component: plasma membrane. The record is from RefSeq and is a predicted model, not a curated record. Lineage: Eukaryota; Fungi; Basidiomycota; Tremellomycetes; Tremellales; Cuniculitremaceae. Bases 187 to 1875 code for a protein of 562 amino acids. The transcript has 18 exons. Gene Ontology annotation, molecular function: transmembrane transporter activity.